Molecule: messenger RNA, 1679 nt
Organism: Annulohypoxylon maeteangense
Lineage: Eukaryota; Fungi; Ascomycota; Sordariomycetes; Xylariales; Hypoxylaceae
Exons: 2
Coding region: 367-1269 (300 amino acids)
Cellular component (GO): mRNA cleavage and polyadenylation specificity factor complex
Molecular function (GO): mRNA binding
Source: RefSeq, a predicted model, not a curated record
CCUUUUGAAGGCUAUCACGAAAAACACAUACUGUACCUACAUCUUUAUAAAUACAACCAACUUCAACCUUUACUUCUUCCAUUCAGAAAUCGAUUAUAGCUCACGAAAUCUUGCUUCUACCGAUUUCCAUUUGAUUUUCAUUACUACAUCCUCUUUAAAGCUCUACUUGGCAAUCGCAUCUUUGACAAGGUCCACCUAUUGCUCUAAGAAGCGCGCGCACACCUAGUUGACCUCCACCAGCCAUUGGGCGGAACGGUGCGCCGUAUCUUCAACACUCAAUUGGCAUCGAUUUAUUCUCGCGACCUGUUUUAUCACCAUUGUCGCCCUUACCAUUAAAUUCGCUCCUACCCCGAAUAAUCGACAACAAUGUCGACCAAACCUCCAUCUCGCGUUGUCUUUGUGGGAAAUAUUCCUUAUGGACUUUCGGAAGAACAAAUCAGCGACAUCUUCAGUACAGCUGGAAAGGUCCUGAACUUCCGCCUUGUCUAUGAUAGGGAUACUGGGCGCCCUAAGGGCUUUGGCUUCGCGGAGUACCCUGAUGCAGAUUCAGCUGCUUCUGCUGUCCGAAAUCUCAACGACUAUGAGAUUAUGGGACGCAAACUACGCGUCGACUAUAGUACAGAAGGCCGAGUAGACGGCGAUGAAUCUAACAGCUCAUCCGUGAUGACCGGCCAACCUAAUGGUGCUUCGCAUACUACUGCCCAGACUGCGCCCGCCGGCUCGCUUCCUCCCCUCCCACCUGGAAAAGAGUUACCUCCGGGUGUAACUGCCACCGAUGCCAUCUCCCGAACCCUCAACACUCUCCCUCCGAGUCAACUGCUGGACAUUCUAUCGCAGAUGAAGUCACUAUCAACAACUGAUCCUUCCCGUGCCACCGAACUCUUGCAGGCGGCCCCUCAGUUGUCAUACGCCAUCUUCCAAGCUCUGUUGCUGAUGGGACUCGUCUCCCCGGAGGCAAUACACUCUGUAGUAGAAACCUCGGCUGCUGCACCGGCACCUCAACCUUCUCCCGGAUACCCCUCAGCGUACGGUGGCGCCACAACCGUCACACCUCCGGUCGCCGCACCCUAUGCACCGCCUGCCGUAUCAGCUCCGCAGGCCAGCUACGCACCUCCUGCUGCUAGUGCGCCAGCUUCCGCACCCCAAGAUCCUGAUUCUCUCAUGCAGGCGGUUAUGGGCCUGUCGGCUGAGAUGAUCGACCAACUUCCCGAAGCCGAGCGCCAACAGAUCCUAGCUCUUAGGGCUACGUUCGCGGCUCAGAGGCGUUAGCACACUACCAGCUGACGCUAGCAUAUGGUUUCUUAACGUUGAUUUUUCACAUACCCCUCGCAACUGGUUGGAAGUUGGCGUUUAGGUUAUGGUUCAGGCACAAAAGCUUUCGGGACACUUACGGCAUCUAUGCUCCAUCUUGAGCAAAUCGGAACUCGGCAUUCACAUAAAUCACUACUCCUGGUAUGGUAAUUGGCAUGCUUUAGGGAAGAGGAUUAAUGGUGGGAUUAUGGAUCUACGCAGGGUGCCAAAUCUGCCACUCUUCUAAGCAAAAUUUUUAAGGGGAGCUUCAUACCAGGUCGCCAAGUAUAUGUACAUAUUUCCGCGUCAUAAUGAAGCUGAUAGUUCCAUUGAUGAAUAUUUGCCGUUGCAGAGAGAAUUGAAACUGAACUCCGAUACGUGAUCUUGUC